This is a messenger RNA of Drosophila grimshawi, 970 nucleotides long. RefSeq names its product transmembrane protein 147. The transcript has 4 exons. The coding region runs from base 104 to 787 and encodes 227 amino acids. The record is from RefSeq and is a predicted model, not a curated record. NCBI's taxonomy places the organism in Eukaryota, Metazoa, Arthropoda, Insecta, Diptera, Drosophilidae.
UCUAUGUAGUGUUUUUUUUACAUUGACGUCUCGUGUGCCAAUUGUACAAUAAAUUGAUGUUUCAAGUUAAUUAAUUGGAAAAAGUCGCUGAUUAUAAAAGAAGAUGACGCUUUACCAUUUUGGAAACUGUGUUGCGCUGCUGAUGCCAUAUUACUUCACAUACAAAUACUCGGGCCUAUCUGAAUAUGGUGCAUUCUGGAAGUGUGUGCAAGCGGGUUGCAUUUACAUAUUUACACAGCUCUGUAAAAUGCUCGUUUUAGCCACAUUCUUCUAUUCGGACACCUCCUCCAACAGCGGAGAAUUUAACUUCUUUACGGAGAUUCUACGUUGUAGUGUAGAUGUGGCCGAUCUGCUUGGAUUCGCCCUGAUUCUAAGCCGCAUACCUGGCAAGGGUCAUUCAAAACUAAUCACAGCUGGACUUGGCUGGGCCACCGCCGAGGUAAUCCUCUCACGUGGCAUUAUGCUGUGGGUGGGCGCCCGUGGCACUGAAUUUAGCUGGAUCUACAUACAAAAAUGUCUGGAGUCAAACGUUCUGCUUGUCCAGCACCUGACCACUGCGACGCUCAUUUGGCUGUUCACGCGACAUGAUCUAAAUAAGGCGCUGAAACCACUUGUUUCUAUAUUGCUGGCAGUCACCGUCUUCAAGGGCGUCUGGUUGGAGGGUAUGCUGCAUAUCCUCAGCAUUGGCGCUUGGUCAGCGAUUGCGAUUAAGGCACUAGUUGCUGCAGUCAUCGGCUUCUGCUCUCUACACAUUUAUGCUGGCCUUGCCCAACAGAUUGGCAUUUAAUUUGAACAUAUUUUUAUUUCAUAAAUAUUUCGGUUGUCGUGGGAUUAAGUACAGUUGUUUAAAACAAAUGAUAACAAUGAACAGUGUAGAGAAUUACAAAAGAUGUUAAUGAAUUAUAGUUUAUGAUAAUAACGAUAGCAAAGUACGAGUUUUUAUACAAAAUAUAAAAAGAGGAAAACAAAA